AUGAUGCGACUAUCCGAUCCCGUCCAACCAACUCUAUGCGAUGCGCCCUCUCUCGCCAGGAUCCUCUCGACUUCCAUCGACGACAAAAAUGAGGGCAAGGUGACCACGCCGUCGGAAGAGGAGACCAAAAAACAACUCGCCUUUCUGACGACGAUGUUCGAGCGUGAUCUCACACAUCCUUACCGACGGUACUGGGUCAUCCGUGAUCUGGAAUCUGGUGAUUCUGUUAGUUUCAUCAGUUGGGCUCUCCCGGUCACCGAGGAGAAGGAGGAGCGGGUUCGCGAGGAGCGCAGAAAAACACUCCCGCCCGUGGAUGCCCCCGAGGGCCCGCCAAGUUACAUGAACGAUUUGAUGCCGAAGAUCGAGGAAAUGAGGAGGGGAAUUCUGGGUGUCCCGAGGUGGUUGAAUUGGUACUGUGGAAAUCUUGCGACCGACCCCAAAUACCAGAGACACGGCGCAGCAUCGAAACUGAUCCGGACUCCGUUCGAGGAGGCUGAUCGAGAGGGCGUUGCUUGUUAUUUGGACACCGACUUGCAUGGCCCUGCGAUCGAGCUAUACAAACGAAACGGUUUUAAGCAAGUUGGCGAGGGAGUAUCGAUUGGCAUGGAGCCGUACGGUGGUCAGGGCAUUCAUACCCAUGUUGGCUUAAUCCGGGAGCCUAAGAAAAAUGCGUAAUUAGUCUUGAAAUAUUCUAAAUGGUAUAAAUUGAUCUUCGGUCUUUUGAGGAGGGAGAAUCAAUUGAGCAAAACCUAUUACGCGGUGAAGAAUCCGUAGACAGAGCUGAGUUACAACAAGAACGGCCUUUGUAGCUCAGUGGUAGAGCGCUUCACUCGUAUACCGGUCAUGAAGAGGUCCGCG
This is a messenger RNA of Aspergillus heteromorphus CBS 117.55, 858 nucleotides long. RefSeq names its product GNAT family N-acetyltransferase. NCBI's taxonomy places the organism in Eukaryota, Fungi, Ascomycota, Eurotiomycetes, Eurotiales, Aspergillaceae. The transcript is spliced from 3 exons. The coding region runs from base 1 to 675 and encodes 224 amino acids. Gene Ontology annotation, molecular function: acyltransferase activity, transferring groups other than amino-acyl groups. The record is from RefSeq and is a predicted model, not a curated record.